Messenger RNA from Haliotis rubra (blacklip abalone), 4513 nucleotides. RefSeq names its product FMRFamide receptor-like. Gene Ontology annotation, cellular component: membrane. The record is from RefSeq and is a predicted model, not a curated record. Gene Ontology annotation, biological process: G protein-coupled receptor signaling pathway. Bases 462 to 1640 code for a protein of 392 amino acids. Gene Ontology annotation, molecular function: G protein-coupled receptor activity. The transcript has 3 exons. NCBI's taxonomy places the organism in Eukaryota, Metazoa, Mollusca, Gastropoda, Lepetellida, Haliotidae.
UGCUUGCAGCGGCUGCACAGAUAGCGGCGUGUUCGAUUGGACAAGCUCUGUCCGUACGACUACCACAACCAACAUCUCUGUCAGUGCUGUGCAGAAGUCAUAGGAGAGAAGGAUAUUACUUUGAGGCGGGGAUAAUUAAGGCGAUGACAUGCAGCUUGUUGCGCGGACCUCAGACAUCGUGACUCGGGGACUGCUGGAGGCUACAAGCAAGGUCAAGCAAGGCGGCAGCUUAUAUUCUUGUGAGAUACAGGAGGUGAUGCGGCCUGAGAUUGAUGCCCUGAGUGCGUCCCCCACAGUGUUACACAACACACAUGACCACGAGUAAACACAUGUUUCGCUUUGGAGUGAAUUCGGCCUGAAACGUAAUCUUGUGGGAUAGAGACCCCAGAAAUGAUUGCUUGUCCGUCUUGUGGCCUGUGAUAGGUAACCCUGCUUUUCAGGAGUGCAAUCUAGGUGUGGUUAUGGCGGACGCCGGGAUGGGAGUCACAGACGCAAUCUGGCAGAAUGUGAGCAAUGUCCUCAAUUUUACAUCUGAUCCCGGAAAUGGUACGAAUGACAAUUCUUCUGGGUUCUGUCCAGUGGAGGAAGAACCCGAUACGACUAAUCAGGAAUUCUUCCGAAUCGCCCAGUUAAUCACGGGACUGAUCCUGUACCCGGCCGUGUGCAUCCCCGGACUCCUGGGUAAUAUCCUCACUGUCAUCGUGCUUACAAAGCGGAACAUGCUCACAUCCACUAAUGCUUUCUUGAGUGCUUUGGCAAUAUCUGACGCAAUCAAGCUCAUAAAUGAUAUAUUAUACGUGCUGGUAACUAUAUUCAGUAAGACCGAUGACGUCAUGGGCAACAGGGCAUAUGGGUAUCUAUAUCCUUACGCGCAUUUCAUUUUCAAUAUGUCUGUCUGUGUAUCUUCAUGGCUGACUGUGUCAGUAGCUGUGGAGAGGUACAUUCUUGUGUGUCACCCAACACGCGCCAGGGCGUUAUGCAGCAGAUACCGCGCUGUCGUCACAUGCGUAGUCGUAUACAUCAUCAUGACGGUAGUCGCUCUUCCAUCUGCCUUCCGUUAUCGGACCAAGUGGUGUUACGACCAGUCCUUGAAUGAAUCCAUGCUACACGUCGAGCUUACAGAACUUUAUCACAACCAAGUAUUUGUGUCGGCCUACACAUGGGCCCAGAAUCUCCUGCGUUCUAUCAUCCCCCUCCUUGUGCUAGUUGCCUUGAAUGCUUGCAUUAUUGGUGCGUUAAGAAAAACCCGUGCCAACAAACGUAACUCCUCCCGUCACCGCGUCACGGUGAUGAUGAUUAUGGUCAUAGUUGUGUUUAUGGUAUGUAUAACACCAGACGCCAUUAUGUCCACUGUGUUUGGUUUCGGCUACCACGAAGCGGGGCCUCUCGUGAAAGGAAUACGGGAAUUCACGGACACGCUUCUGGCACUCAACGCCGCCAUCAACUUCGUCAUAUACUGCUUAUUCAACAAAGUUUUCCGACAGAGCUUCGCCCAACUCUGCUGCCGGACAAAAAACCCCAAGAAGCUUCAGACAGAAAUGGACGAGUCCCAGUACCGGCGUCUGUCUGAAGCUAAAAACAACAACAAAAAUAACAACGUACAACAAAAUAAUGAAAACUCUGGUUCCAGUAAAUCAUGAAGAUGGCGCUUGAUUGAAGAACCAACAUUGCGAGGAUUAAUUCCUCUUGUGUGAAUUAAGUGUAGUAUUUGGAUUGGAAACCAUUAUAAUGAGUGAUUGGAUUCAUGACUAAUUGCCAAGUUGCGUGUGCACAGCGCCCCUUGCAAGUAGUUAAAAACUGAAAGACGUUAGACAGGAAGACCAUCAACUGCUAGCUGGACAUCUGUAAUGAAUGAGAAAACUGGAGGAAGAAUGGAUUUUAAAUGGAUUAAAGCCUUGUGAUAAAAACACUACUACUUUUGUGACAGGAGGAUAUUGUGUUCUCAGCAAUGUGUGGAGAGCUGGGGCUAUACGAUCACCUGCUAUGUACUAUAAAUGAACGCUUAGCAUUAACACAGUGACCCACUUAUUGUUGCGGACGGUCCUACUGUCAGUGACAUGUUACUAUAGUGAUGACUCGUGAUCUUACUGUUGAUAUACAUGUUACGAUGUCGAUAAUUGGUGAUCACUUAUUUCGUUAGACCACUGAUUACUUCCGCGUAGCCAACCAACAUGUCAUUGUUGGCCAUAUUGGUCUCCGAUGAGGAUUGUCUAUUUCUACUCCAUGUGAUACUGAGUGUUGUAUAUAUUGGUGUAUAUGUAUCUUCAGUGGAUGGCAGGAAGUAACGAUGGAGUGCGGCACACUGUCACCUGCAGUGUUGGGAGGUAAACUGCUUCUGUGCUUCGUCAGCUACUUCCGGUUGUACCAUGUAUCGUACUACCCUCGUUACAAUGCACAUAUGUGUCUUUGCUGGAUCUGACAGUAUUUUUAUGCCGUAUUGCGAUACAGGUGCAUUACACUGGUGUGCUGGUAUACACGCUAAUGGACCACUGUAUAAACAUCGUCUGGAACUGCAUCAACUAGGUGGAGAAGAAUCUUCUUUGUGUAUAAUAAUAUUUAUUUAAGAAAUUUAUUUUUUUGUCAUGUCAAUGAUAUGUAUAUAAUGAAACACAGUGUACAGGUAUUAUAUGUGUGUAUAUAUGUAGAGCGUUGAUGAUUGCUAUAUUCUUCUAAACUUAUUUAUGCCUUCCAGAGAUGUUGAAACGACCCCUAAACAGUGUUUGUCCAUUAGCGUGUAUAACGCUGUGAACACCUAGAACGGAUUUGUUAAUUGUAAAUUACUUUUCCUUUUAGUCAGUUUUUGUAGUGUGUUGAAAGAGUUUCCUUUGAUCUGUAACAUAUUUCAUCAGAUACGCCAUGCCAUCAGCCAUAUGCAGCAACUGAUCACAUAUUUCCCUCUCUCACUAUUAUGCUGGUUAGGUUAACUGUGACACUUACAUUCUCUCGUGGCUGCUGUCAUUAGCUGGCUGUGGCUGCCGUACUGUUUUUUACGACAUUGUGUUGAGUUAAUUGUGACUUAAGGAAGCUUUCAUUAUUGUGCUUGGUAGAGUUAGAUUGUUGUUUUCGACGCGGAGUGAAGUUAACUAUGAGAAAAAGUGGCUUUCAUUGAGCUUCUUGGUAAACUUAACUAUGGAACACAUUUACUCUCAUUAAGAAUCAGGGUAAAAUUAACUAUGGAACACAUUUACUCUCAUUAAGAAUCAGGGUAAAAUUAACUAUGGAACACAUUUACUCUCAUUAAGAAUCAGGGUAAAAUUAACUAUGGAACACAUUUGGUCUCAUUAAGAAUCAGGGUAAAAUUAACUAUGGAACACAUUUACUCUCAUUAAGAAUCAGGGUAAAAUUAACUAUGGAACACAUUUACUCUCAUUAAGAAUCAGGGUAAAAUUAACUAUGGAACACAUUUACUCUCAUUAAGAAUCAGGGUAAAAUUAACUAUGGAACACAUUUGCCAUCAUUACGAUUCUGGGUAGAGUUGACUGUUAUACACCGUUGCUCUCAUAACGAUUUUGAUUAGAGUUGACUGAUAUACAUCGUUGCUCUCAUUACGAUUUUGAUUAGAGUUGACUGAUAUACAUCGUUGCUCUCAUUACGAUUCUGGGUAGAGUUGACUGCUAUACCAUUUUGCUCUCAUUACGAUUCUGGGUACAGUUGACUGCUAUACACCGUUGCUCUCAUUACGAUUCUGGGUAGAGUUGACUGCUAUACCAUUUUGCUCUCAUUACGAUUCUGGGUAGAGUUGACAGCUAUACAACGUUCCUCACAUUACGAUUCUGUGUAGAGUUGACAGCUAUACAACGUUGCUCUCAUUACGAUUCUGGGUAGAGUUGACUGCUAUAUACCGUUGCUCUCAUUACGAUUCUGGGUAGAGUUGACAGCUAUACAACGUUGCUCUCAUUACGAUUCUGGGUAGAGUUGACUGCUAUACAACGUUGCUCUCAUUACGAUUCUGGGUAGAGUUGACAGCUAUACACCGUUGGUCUCCUUACGAUUCUGGGUAGAGUUGACAGCUAUACAACGUUGCUCACAUUACGAUUCGAAAAUCCUUGACAAGGCCCACUCUUAUCAUACAAUAUUUCCAGGUAUUAAUCAAGAAAGGAAAAGCAUUUUCGACGGUUUUCUAAUUGAGGGACGAAAGAAGCCGAAAUUUAACCGAUGCAUCGAUAAAGAUUGACAUUUGAUAAUUACUAACACACCGACUGAUUUCUAAUAGCUGUUAGCCUAUGGCUGCCUGAUGAACCGUGGACGUCGGGCUUCAUGGCCAGCAUCAUCUAGUCUCUGCUGUGGGGACCUCAUACACUACUGGUUACCGAUAAUCUUUGGAACUAGCAAUUCAUAACUGCAAAGUUUGAUGUACUAGAAAAAUGCUUUUUGCGUUUUGUUGUUUUCAUUAACACCGCCUGACAAAGAUUGACGGAGGAGGUUAGCAUUGUGGGUAGCACUGGAACAACACGCAGUCACAACAGUUUUAACAUUACAGUUAAUCAACUACAUUAACUGAACUUAUCCCGGA